UUUCGGCCCACGAACUGCUUCUCCUGAAUUUUUUUUUUGUCUGAGAUGCAGUACACAGUAUGCCUUAUCCCGAACGGCGAAAGAGUGCCGGCAUCCAAGUGAAGACUGCAGGGAUCAUGACAGGUCUCGUAAAACGAUAACCCCGCAAGCAUUGGCUGUCUAUAUAGCGAGUUAACUCGUACUCGUCUCAACAAGCUUCUGUUUUCCAUCUAAAAGAAGCAGACGAAGGAUUUUAUUCUGCGUUUGGAACAGAACUCCUUUCUACUUUACGAUGACGCACUCGCACCAUCGAAGGAACCAUCGUGAUUGCAUCGUGCAUCCUACACCCUUGAAACCUCACACCUUAUCAAACGGAAGUCCGCGACAGGUAGACACUCCAAGCAGUGCUGACUUCAAGUCUUGCUCAUGUUCAUUUUGCUGUUCUUCCCAAGAACACUCACAGACAGGAGACCCAUCACCUGGGAUGAACUGGAGGGAUGCUAAAGUUGAUACAAUUGGCUUAAUGAAAUCAUACUCUUGCGGACUUGUUGACGGUGCAGGGCUUUUGAAAGGCUUGUAGGAGAUUUGGGAAUAUGUUCUUUAGGGCUCUCAUGGAGUGUUCAUCAUUUACUGGGUCGCUGAGUGGAGAGUUGCAAAGUCCAUGCAUCGCGUCAAGACAUUGUGUAUUUACCCUAGUGACCCUCACAAGUCAGGGCACGGGGUUAGGGCUUGAUUCCUUGUAGGAAUAACACAAGUACCAACAUUUCUUUCUUUUCUCCCUGGCUUUUUCCCUUUUCAACUCUCUUCUUCUGAGCUAGCUUAGCUGUGGCCUCCUGAUACCUCUCUUGUACCAUCUGUUGAAUCCUCUUACUCUCGAUUCCAAGCCAGUUCUGCUACAAAAGUAAAAAGAUGGCCCAUCGGACCCAACUAGUUGAGAUGUAUGGGGAUCUCAGUAAUGUCGACCCUCAGCUUGUUGCCACCCUUGAGAAAACGCAUGCUGAGGAUCCGGACUACCGUGAGCUGGUGAUACCAGAGUUGACAACAACUGAUCCAGAGGAAGGCAUCUACAUUAUCUGUCGUUGUGCCUGGUCUCUCCACUUGCAGUUUGGACCUUGCGGGCAUGUGUUCUGCGCCGAGUGUCUGUGGACGGUUCUAUACUCUGGCAAAUCAUGCCAACCCUCCAUGCGUGCUUUGCCGCUCUACGAACUGCGACUUCAGAUACAAACCAGGAUUACAGACCAUCUCAACUGACCAAUCCGAUUUUGACCGUGUAAGAAUCUGCCUCAUUAUAUUCUUCAUGAAACUGCAGCUCCUCCAUGGUGCAUGGUUCAACUGGAAUAUUAAAUCUGACAAGUAUAAGGUGUUUGACGUGGAUGGGAAUUCAGAUGUGGAGAACAUUCAGGGGAUUGAUAUGGUGACUUUGCCUCAGCUUCAGGGAGAGGAAGACUACUGGGCGGCCAGACCUAGAAUACCUUGUGAUGGUGCUCUGUUCUGAUGUUCCCGUAAUCUGAAGCACAUUACUGCAAGAAUGUUGGAAUUCUGGGGUAGGCGGAGAUUUGUUCGUGAUCGUGUGGUUUCCUGACUCUCUCCCCUCUCUUUGAGCCAAUGGCCGCCUUGGUUUGACUCGCGUUCAUCACUCUUGUCUCAGUAACUUCCACCACAACCCAACGGGUCCAUAGGCACGAAACUCAUGAGUAAGUGACUGGCUGGGGUCAGCAUCACGGCAAUGUUUGGUCACUCCGAGUGUUUGAUGCUGCUACGCUGCAGGACUCCGUUCCACUGCAUGCUAACUGUGCCGUAUGCCUGGACAACCUGGCCUUGGCACCCAAUUAGAAACUUGCGUGGGAGGUUAGAAACUACAUCAUUCUGAAAGAUGCAAUCUCUAAGCAACAUUAUCCCAUCUCUCAGCCUUCUUAUAUAGAAAGAGUAUUUUUCUGUUGUUCAGUUUUGCUAUUCUUGGUAAGCCAUCAACGCAGGUACGACGGCGGGUCAGAAAAAUAUAACUACGCUUGAAUACCAUCCAUAGAACCGCAUGAAGUGGGUUCAACUCGCUCUGUGAACUCAAUAUUGUUGU
Blastomyces gilchristii SLH14081 is the source of this 2053-nucleotide messenger RNA. RefSeq lists its product as uncharacterized. The transcript is spliced from 3 exons. The coding region runs from base 1100 to 1474 and encodes 124 amino acids. The record is from RefSeq and is a predicted model, not a curated record. Lineage: Eukaryota; Fungi; Ascomycota; Eurotiomycetes; Onygenales; Ajellomycetaceae.